UGGCUGCGUUGGGUGUGGCCAGAAAGAUCCAUGCUCAAGAAUCUCAUCGAGGCAUCCACGCAUCAGAGACACACACACGGAGGCGGUCCCUGUCCCGGCAUUAACCUUCAUAUCUUCAACUCCCCAGAGUCUCCAAACAUCCUACUUCCAAGGCUGCAGGCUGCCGGGAGCUCUCCUAUCACAGAAAGCUGCAGCAACCCAGUCCAAGCAGUCCCCAAGUCUGUGUGACAGCACCAAAGAAAGCGUAUGCCAAGCCCAGGUCCGGCGCAACUGUGCGGUAAUCCUCACCACCUAUCGACCAUUUUGUUGGUGUCUGACGGGUUGCGGUUCUCCUGCCUUUUUCUUUUCUUUUCUUCUGUUUGCCCACCUCACCACCAUCUACGGAUAGUAGCGAAACGUUGUUCGAUUUCUCGUCUUGCAUUUCCACCAACCGCGUCACGACAUACAUCGCUCCCCUAAGAUCCACGCUGCAUUUUGUCCGAUAGGGAAAACAUUGCAUGGGCUGCAUUCAGCCAGGCCCGCGGUAAGAAAGCAUCUACUCACGGUGGUUGGCCCAUCACUACAGUAGUUCGUCAGCAAGGGCGGCGGACGAGCCACCCAACGAGCCAACUGGAAGCUUGAGUCCCGACCGAGAUCUGGACCACGGCAAGCUGCUGAGCUGCUGCAACUGGAACUGGAAACUUACAGGUGGUUGGCCAAGCAUUCGAGGUCAACUAACUCAACUCAUUCUUCGCCCACUCUCCCUCCCACUGCAGAUAUUCCGGUGUCUGCUGUCGCUGGCUGUCUGGAGGUUGUAUUGUUGAUCUGCCAGCCCCCUUUUGGACAAGCCUGCGUUGGACGGCCCACCCGGACGACAGGUCUUCGCCACACUUCCGCACCCCCCUGCCAUCUGCUGUCCAGCAGCGUCUCAUAUCGCAGGCACAUUUUUGGCUGACGCUUUUUCACCUUCGCUGUCUGGGACCUGCUUCUGCCUUUUCUGACAGAGCACUUGGCGCAUUCAUCUUUUCCACUCACCAAGGGAAUGUGUUUGCGGUGAUCGACCUGCUUCCUGUUCAGCCUGUGCCUGUGCCGCCCUCAGGAACCCCACCACGAAUCCCGGAAGACCCAGGGAGACGACAGGGAAGCCAGGGGGAAACGACAAGCUCUGGGUUGCUUCCCGUCGCCAUCUUUUUUUUCUUCCCACAGAAACCCAACCUUGCGACCGAAGAGAAAAAAAAGCCGCUAUCCGGGGCCCCUUGGUGCAAUCAUCAUCACAAGACAACACGCUUUUCUGGCUAACGAGCACGAGCACCAGCAAGCUUUCGAAUGAUCAGCCUCCGCCGGCCCCUUUUCUCCCUAUCCUCCUGCCCCUCUCCCUCUCCGACCACUCUCUUUUGUCCCUAGCUCAAUCAUUCCCAAACGCCGCCGCCGGCUCCCCGCACUUACCCCUGCCGCGGACUCGGUCGUCUCAGCCUCACCGGGCAAGCCCACGCAUAUCUACCCUGAACCCCUCGCCUGUGCUCCCGCAUCUGGUUGCACUCUUGCAUCACCCUCCCUCACCCACCACAGGCACCUCUCACCAUGGCUGCAGCGUUUCGCCCAGUCAACACACCGCUCCUGGCAACGGACUCCAUCAAACAUGAAAUACCCCCUUCUUCCACGACUUUGACGGCGACAACCACGACAACAACAACGAUGACGACACCGAGACCGAGCACAGCGCCUUCGCAGGCUUCACGGCCUGUUGACGAAGCCACAACACCAACACGAGUAAACUUUGGAACAGGCGCACUCGCAUCUCAGAAACCACUUCCGACAUCACCAUUUCCCGAGUCGGUACAAGUCCCCGAACCCACGACGGAAUCCACACCCAAGCGAGAAAAUUCGCAGCACUCGAGGAAGUCUAGGGACUCGGACGACAUGGAUAUGGAUGACUCAGAUGGAGAACACGGUGAGGAAGUUGGAUCAGACGACGACAGCGAGAACGCCGACGGAACCAAGUCGAAGAAGAAAAAGUCGCAGCGAUUCUAUUGCACGGAUUAUCCACCGUGCAAUCUGAGCUUUACCAGGAGCGAGCAUUUGGCCCGCCAUAUCAGAAAACACACUGGAGAACGCCCCUUCCAAUGCCACUGCUCCAGACGAUUCUCUCGACUCGAUAACUUGAGACAACAUGCACAAACAGUGCAUGUGAACGAAGAUAUUCCGAUUGACUCGCUCGCAGCGACAGGAACACGAUUUCAGAGACAGAUUAGGACCGACAGGGUGCGGCCAACGACUGGCAGGGCGAGAGCGGCGACAGCUGGCAGUGUUGGACCUGGGGGUCGAGGACACUCGAAAUCUCUGUCAACAUCUAGCAUCACAAGCAUGGCUUCGAUAGCCUCGGCCUAUGGUGGUGGUGAGGCACGCCGGCGUCCGCCUCCUCUGGUCAUGGCCGACCCCCGAUCCCGACUUUCUCUCGAGUCAUAUCGCGGACCGGAUGGCCAAUACUAUAGGGCCGCCUCACCGGACAUGAGCACUCCCACAUCAGCCACAUUUUCGACAGGCCAAAAUAGCCCUCGAUGGGGUCCGGUGGCCUCUCCUGGUUCAUCACACUCACGCUCGCAUAGCAUGUAUGCUGCCGCCGGGUCCCGCACCCCAGGCCGCCGACUAAGCGUUCCGUCUGGAGGAAACCCGUUCCAAUCGCCUCAUGCCCCCAGUCUCCGCGGCCCGCUGUUUGGCCCUUCGCUCAACGCGUCCAACAGCGGUGCCUUUUCUCCUGGCCAAAAUGGUCUUCUCUCAUCGCCCACAACGUCCACUUCAAACUGGUCAAGGCGGGAUUCAGUGUCGACGGCCGAUGAGGCCUGGCGACGACGAACGUGGCACCCCGAUACCGCGGGCUUCAACGGGGCAAGCAGAUUGAGCCAGGUCAUCACUCCAUCUCAGUUCCCGCCCGACAGCAUUAAGCUUCCACCCGCCAAUACCGGAAACCAACCACCUCAAACACUGCGGCUGCCCGGUAUCGAGUCUUUUGAUCCUAUCCCGCGGAGACCGCCCACACCUCCCCGCCGCAACCCGUCCCCGAUGAUGAUCGACUCGGAGGCAUCGCGGCCCCCAGCUUUGUUACCGGCCGGUGACCUCGGUUCGGAUGACCGAAGGCCUAGCUCGCAGUGGGAUAUGGGCUUGCAUCGGGGCAUAACAAGACUUGACAUCAACACGCCACCUCGGGAUAGCGCGGGAGCAUGGGCCAACGAAGCCACUCAAGCCCUGAUGGCUCGCGCUGAGCAAGCCCAUGCCGCACCCAUGCAACCUACCGUCCGGUUCGAACAAGAUCUGAGGCCUCCUCAGGGCCCGCCACCCAUCAAUGUGGCCCCUCCUGUCGGCUCUAGGCAUCACUACACAAUGUCGGCUCCAUCCAUCACCACACCUCGUGAGUCCCGAAGACAUGGAUGGUAUCACGGUCCAGUGCCUACCCACCCUGUUGAGGAGACCAUCCAUGAAGGCCGCCCACAUGUUGAUCGGAUUGUUCACCCCAACGUUCGUGGUUUCCAGGGAUUCCCUGCCAGGGAACAACAGCUUGGCAUCCACCAACAACAGCCAUCCGGCCCCAGCAUGGAGCGGAUCCUGGAGCGGCCAAUGUCGCGGGGCGACAACCCCGAGUCUCUGCGGCGGUUGCAGGCUCUUGUGGCCGUCGCCACAAGCGAAGGCUCGACGGCAACGGCAUACUGAGGCCCCCCAGCUUGAUGGGGAGAUGACAUCUACGAAUCACGAAUUGGAAUUACUGCAUGGCGUCUGGACCUCGGAAAUACACGACUUGGAUUAGCGCGGAGGCCGUUUUGCUUUUGAUACCCGUUCUCUCACCCGCCUACACUCGCUGCAUCCAACGGUUUGGGCUAUACAGAUAUGAUCACUCAUUUUCUUUUGGCAUUUGAUACCACGCUCGCUGCAUACAUACACAUCUGGAUACUGGGAAUGGCGGUCUUUUUCUUUUUGGAUGUCAGCAGGCACUACACAGGAUACUAGGGGUCGGUCAUCUUUUGUUGCAAUUUAGAGGAUUCAUUUCUGUUUUCUUAUUUCCUUUUUGGGUCUGGGUUUUAUGCCAAGUUAUGACAAUUUUCUUGUUGUUUUCCUUUUGUGUUACGACGAAAUGACAACCAACGGUUCCAGGCCAUGGCACUCUAGUAUAGGGAUACCCAUCUUCUCUACUCUCGGAUACGGGGCGGCAUGCGGUACAUGGUCGGGUUGGGAACUUUUGGGCACCUCUUCAAUGGAUGCUAUUCUUUUACGCAGUUUCUUGCAGGUGAUGGCACGGUGAGAUGUGAUGACGAUGCCGGCUACCACGAUAUGAGACUACGACACUACGUUAUGGAUAAGGAGGCAGUGCUGCUCUUGCGACGCAACGAUGACACGACAACAAAGAUUUAGCGCUGCAUUUUCUCCUUGCUGUUCCGAUUGUCGAAUAUUGGUUGGUCUCUACUGUCGCAUUCUGGUCGAUGUCGUCAGGGGGGUGUUGGGUUGCUUGGUCGGUCAGUCAGGCACCGUCCUUGCUGCAGAGAUGCCCGUUAUAUGGGGAUGGUGGCUUGGUCAGGGGUUGGCGGGGAACUUUUGGGAAAAGAUGAUCAGGGGAGGUGGAUAAGACUGAGAAACAUGAUCGCUAUGUUCUCCCAGGUUGUCUUGAGGUCCUCUUUUGGUGGUCACUUAUGG
Messenger RNA from Podospora pseudopauciseta, 4659 nucleotides. It is a transcript of the gene USV1, whose product is annotated as Up in starvation. The transcript is spliced from 3 exons. NCBI's taxonomy places the organism in Eukaryota, Fungi, Ascomycota, Sordariomycetes, Sordariales, Podosporaceae. Gene Ontology annotation, cellular component: chromatin. Bases 1561 to 3684 code for a protein of 707 amino acids. Gene Ontology annotation, molecular function: DNA-binding transcription factor activity, RNA polymerase II-specific; RNA polymerase II cis-regulatory region sequence-specific DNA binding. Gene Ontology annotation, biological process: regulation of transcription by RNA polymerase II. The record is from RefSeq and is a predicted model, not a curated record.